AAAAUCUGACAGCUGUACUGUGACGCAUUGUUUUUGUGGGCCAUUGCCUCGAAAAAAAACAAGCCAAAAAGUGAUAAAAUCCUGCAAAAUUCACGGAUAUUCGACGGCAAUCUUGAGCUGCAGUGUUUCAAGAAUAUAUUCCAGUGGUUCUGACCACUUGUAGUCAAUGUAUAGUGUCGUCCAGGAAAGUGCUGUGCAAUUCUUUGUCUCUUGAGCGGAAGUACUAGGAAAUUACUGGAUCAACAAUGCCUAUUCUGUACAGUGUUAUCGCACGCGGGAGUACCGUCCUGGCCAAGUAUGCAGAUUGCGUGGGGAACUUUGCUGAAGUGACAGAGCAGAUAUUUACGAAGAUUCCACAAGAAAAUAACAAACUCACCUAUUCCCAUGGCGCCUACCUGAUACACUACAUUUGCGAAGACAGGAUUACGUAUAUGUGCAUUACUGAUGGGGAUUUCAAAAGGGCCAGGGCAUUCAUGUUUUUGGCUGAGAUCAAGAAGAGAUUCAUCUCGACUUAUGGACUCACAGCGGCCACAGCUAUUGCCUAUGCAAUGAACACUGAGUUCUCCAAGGUCUUGUCCACCGAAAUGAAGAAGUUUAGUGAUUCUGUGGAGUACGAUUCUCUGGCUAGGGUUCAUGGGCAGAUAGACGAGCUGAAGGAUAUCAUGGUGAAGAAUAUUGAGAAUGUGACUGCUCGAGGGGAACGUUUGGAGUUGCUGGUGAAUAAAACGGAAAAUCUCCGGAAUACAUCUGUCUCCUUUCGUCACACAUCCCGGAAUCUCGCUCGAGAAAUGUUUUGGAAGAAUAUCCGAAUGUAUGUGAUUCUGGGAGCUAUUAUUGGCUUUAUCAUCUAUGUGAUUGUGUCCAUGGCAUGCGGAGGACUCGCCUGGCAGUCCUGCAUCAAGAAGCAGUGAGCAUCAUCUAGCCCCAAAUUUAUUUUUCUCUUUUUCCCACUUUACGCUGGAUUCUGAGUAUUAUAGUCCCCUCAUCUAUUUUUUUGACCAAUAAAGUUAUCUUUUUAUCGCGAAAAUAAA
This is a messenger RNA of Phlebotomus papatasi, 1031 nucleotides long. It is a transcript of the gene Vamp7, whose product is annotated as vesicle-associated membrane protein 7. Gene Ontology annotation, cellular component: membrane; SNARE complex. The record is from RefSeq and is a predicted model, not a curated record. Gene Ontology annotation, biological process: exocytosis; vesicle fusion. Gene Ontology annotation, molecular function: SNARE binding; SNAP receptor activity. The transcript has a single exon. NCBI's taxonomy places the organism in Eukaryota, Metazoa, Arthropoda, Insecta, Diptera, Psychodidae. The coding region runs from base 246 to 911 and encodes 221 amino acids.